Molecule: messenger RNA, 2767 nt
Organism: Scheffersomyces coipomensis
Lineage: Eukaryota; Fungi; Ascomycota; Pichiomycetes; Serinales; Debaryomycetaceae
Exons: 1
Coding region: 90-2705 (871 amino acids)
Source: RefSeq, a predicted model, not a curated record
UUCAAUUCAAUUUAAUCUCAUCUUAAUAAUCCUUUAUCUUUUAUAAUUCACAUUUAAUACUAUAAUUCAUUUCUUAUGUCAAUUCAACCAUGAGUGAUCCAAAUACCAAUAUUAAUACCAGAACUAGUUCUCUUCCUCCUCCUCAUACUAAUAAACCACCUCCUCCUGAAGGUCAAAUAUCCCAAUCAACUUCAACCACUUCAUCAUUAGCCAGAACUUUAGAUUCAUCUCAAACAAAUCAAACUGAAUUAACAUCCCCCAGUAAAUCAUUUCGAAAUUUCUUUAAAAGUAGAUUAUCAACUUAUUCUAUAGAGAGUAUAAGUGAAGAACCUGCAGAAAGUAGAAAAUCAAUCGCAUCAUCAUCAACAAAUCAGGAUAUAGUAUCUCCAUCUAAAAUUUCAAAUCUUUUAUUAAGACCUAAAUUUUCAAGAUCAAAAUCUUCAUCAAAUUCAAUUCAACAACUGUUACAACAAGCUGCAGGUGGAUCCAUACAAGCACCACCUUCCACAUCUUCAUUUGUCCAAUUGAAUAAUCUGUCGAAUGGAAGCUUGACAAAAGAAAAAGAAGUCACGAUUGAUGAUUUCGCCGAUACAGAAUCCUCCAAUGAUGAUAGUGGAGAUGCUAUUAAUAAACUGUAUGAUGAAGAAUCAGUGAAUUCAUUAUUAAUGGAAUACCAAAGACCAAAAACAUUUGUAUAUAAAGAAUUACUCGAUGAAGAUGAUCAUCAAUCACCAUCAACAUCAAAAUCUGUUGCAACAGAAAGUAAAUCAUCACCCGAUAAUACUAAUGGAUUAAAUUCAGGUGAUCAAACUAUCAUAAGUCAUUAUGAUGAGAAUGUAUCGAUUGGGAGAGUUGAACGAGCCAUUAGAGUGUCAUCACCACCUGUGGUUAGACAAUCACCCGUACCAGAAUUAAAAGAUCCAUCAAUUAGAAAUAGUAGAGGAUCAGAUUUAAUUUCAACCACCAUGUCUGAUUCAGAUCAUAGUCAAACUAAAUAUCCUGAUCCAAAUUUAUCCAAUGUAGCUACACCCAUGCAAACUCCAACUAUAAGACACAUGCUUAAUAAUCCUCGUCAUAGUGGCGGUGAUGAUUCAUUGAAUAGUGCUUCAAGAAGAUUAGGUGAAGUCAUCACUGGUGGAGAAAUUAAAAGUGGUGAUAUUAUGUAUAAUGAGAAUGAAACUGCUUUAAAACUUCAGGAUAAUAGUGUUAGAAAUCUGUUGAAUACUAAUGAAACCAUGUUAAAAAGAGAAACAUUCAGAUCAUCAAUGUCAUCGGGUGAAUUAUUAAAUAAAUUACAAGGUUUUGAAACUGGAAAUGAUAAACCUCAAGCAUCAUCAACUUUAAGAUAUAGUCAUUUAGAUGAAGAUGAUUUAGAAGAUUUGAAAGAUCGAAAAUUCGGGAAUUUAACCGCUGGAUUGGAUUCCACUAAUGAAUUACCAUUCAUGUUGUAUAAAGUUCAAGAUAAAGAUUAUGAUGAAAGUAAUCAAAGAUGGUCAGUGUAUGAAACCAAUAGAGCAUCACAAAUCAAACAAGAACAAGAACAGGAACAAUUGAAAAAUACCAGUCCUCAAGUUAUUCAACUGAAAGCAUUACCACCUGAUUUUGAACCUCCAAGUUUUCCGGAACAUGAAGAUUUAAGACAAGGUAGUAUUAGUAGUAGUGGAUCAAAUUAUGACAGGUAUGAAGAAGCUAAUGAAUUUUUUAAUAGUAAUCAAUCUCAUCCUUCAUUUCCUGCUCCUCCUCAUCAUAUUGGAAUUAUUCCUACUCAAUCUUCAUCAUCAUCUUCAAAUCAAGUUUAUCAUACUGCAAGUGGAAGAGAUACUACUGAUACAUCAAGUAAUCUUUAUCAUACCGUUACUGAAGGAACUAUUUCUUCUGCUGCUGGGUCAGUAUCAACGUUCCAACAAGUAGUACCUGAUGAGAAUACCGAACCUAUUAUUCCAAUCCCACCUCAAGUUCAUGCUCAUGAAUUUCAAAGUAAUGUUACAACCCCUAUAGUUAAUCAAUUCCCAUCACGUACAUCACCUGCCAGCAGUCAUUAUCGAGAAAUUACUCCGCCAAUACUUCAUCCAGAACCAGUAGCACAUAUUGAUUCGCCUCAUAGAAAUAUCACUCCACCAUAUAUAACUGAUGAACCGCAAAUACACCCUCAAACCCAACCAUCGACUUCAAAUGUUUAUAAUCAACAAGAUAGGGAGCCAGAAACUUUAGUGUUAAGUAAACCACCUCCUGAUUUGAUUAUCCCCAAUCCAUCUGAAUAUGAUGGUAGAAGAGGUAUUAGUAGUCAUGGUGGACAAAUUGAUGAAGAUGAAUAUUAUAUUCAGGAUAUUGAAAAACAAAUCAUGCAUGAUAAUGAGAAUGUUAAUCAUGGAAGAAGUGCAGGUGGAUAUGUGAUUAAUGAAAAUAAUCAUUAUUCAUGGACGAGAUUCGGAACUAUAAUGCUUAUUGGAUUAAUUAUUCCUCCUGUUUAUUUCUUAUUAUCAUUAGGAGUAUUUGAUUCGAGUAAUAAUUAUCAACAAUAUUAUUCAGGAUUACAUUAUUAUAAUAAUCGUCAAGUAUUAGCUUCAUCUACUAAUAAGGAUCCUAAUUCGAUUAAUCAAUUUUCAAGAUCUCAAAAAAUGAUUAGUUUUGGAAUUGGGAUAACUUGGACAGUAGUUAUACUUGCCAUGAUUGGGGUUGGUUUAGGAGUUGGAUUAACAAGUUAGUCGAGUUAAUCCAGUGGUCAUCGUUUACAUAGGGCAAUCUAUUUCUAUUUCUAAUUCUAUUA